This is a messenger RNA of Durusdinium trenchii, 1071 nucleotides long. The record is from the annotation of a GenBank genome assembly. Lineage: Eukaryota; Dinophyceae; Suessiales; Symbiodiniaceae.
AUGAGUACCUUCGCACAAACGUCUGGGGUCAAACUGAUUUUGUUCAACUCAGAUGUUUGGAAGCACUUUGUCUGGGCCAGGCGGGAACAAGAGGCCAAGACGGCCGAAUUGAAGCAGCGGCUGGUGGAAAACAACAUCUAUGCAGGCUACGGGAAGAGUGAGCUGAACGUCGAGAAGAAGCGGCGUGCACUCUCAGAAGGUGCUGAACGACGAGAACUCCUCACAGACUACAGCUAUGUGAAGUCUGAGCAAGAUAAAAUACGGCGAGCUCAGAUUUCCAUGUUGGAGGAACAGUUGGCAGAUGAGUUGUCCAAAAGGAAAGCAGAGACCAUGCGACAUGAGAUGGACCGGCGGCGCAUUUGCGAUGGCUCUGAAGAGCUGAGAGCCCUGAAAGAGCGACUGCACAUGGCCAAAGUGAACAAGGAAGAGUGGGACGUCGACGUCCGGAAGGAGAAGCAUCGUUUGGCCGAUCACUCGUUAGCUGAGCACAUGGAAAAUGAGCGCUUGGAGCAGCAGGACGAAAGCCAUGGCGAUGGAAAGAAAGCCAAUCAAGAAAAGAUUGAAGCCGAUGAGCGAGCAGAGAAUGAGCGCAUCGAGCAGUUCGCUAGAGACAAGCGCGAACGUGAGGAGCAAAUGGAACGAGAGCGACAAGAAAAGGAGAAGGAGAAAACUCGCGUCCUCAAUGCGAUGCUCGGCAAGAUGGAGGCCAAGAACAAGGAAGCAGAGGAGCUGGAGAUCCUUCGAAAUGAGCUGCAUUUCGAAGAGCUUCAAGCAGAAGCUCGAAGACUUGAUGAGAUGAGGAUGCGGAAGAAGUUGGAAGACCGCGAGGAAAUGAAGAACGCGUACUUGGUUCAGAUGCGCAGGAAGGAGGAGAAGAUGAUGCGCGCAAGGGAAGACGAGGCGAAGAUGCGGGACGAGCUGAUGAAGAAGUUUGCCGAAGACGACCGCCUGGAGCAGAUGGCGGAGCACAAGCGACGCAUGAAGGUGGAACAGCACAAGCGGGAGGCUGAGCGCCUGGUAGAGCUUCGACGUGAAAUGUUCCAUGGACAGCAAGGAGCACUGGUUGGCUGA